UGUACUUCUUUCCAACAAUGGGAAGCCCCACUGGUACUCUCUCCAUAACUGUCUGUAUUACGCAGCUUAUGAAGAAAAGAAUCACACAAAGCAGCGCUCAAGAAGCAAUUUUUAAUAUUCAAAGCUUCGCACUUUAAUCUGUAAAAAAGUAUUAUCUUUCUACAGAUUCUGUAGGUUUGGUCUGGAAUGGAAGGAGAGUAGGAUUUGUUAUUACGUGUGAUCAAUGAAAUUAACAGGGAUACAUGCAGUUCUGUGAAUUUGAAUUGAAUUGUAUAGAAAAUGGGUUCUUUAGUGGGAUGCUCUCCUCCUCUCCUACAUAGCCUGACAUUACAGAAGCAGGGGGUUUUCUUUAAUCCUGGAAAGCACAGGAAUCGCAGAAGGGUGUUAGCAUCUCGGUCAGAUGAGGCCUCGGCCAGUGGUCGCAUAGAGGGAAAACAAAAUGAGAGGCCCUCAUCUUCCUCUUUCCUCAACAGAAGGUCUACGCUGGCUCUCCUAGCCUUUUCUGCAAGUCCUUUCGUGUUUGGGUCAGGGGCCUUUGGAGAAGUACCUGUCGACAAAGACGUUACGAAUGUAGCGGAGACAUUCAAAAAUCAGAAAUCAGAAUUUGUAGAUGCAGUAGCUUCUCCAACUCAACAACAAAAUGCAACAUCAGAGUUUACAGAAGAGAAUAAGUCCCAAGGAAGUGCAGUUUUUGGUCUUUUGAAUGAAAUUGGAAUAAUUGGGUCUGGAGUUGCUGGUGCCUUAUAUAUGCUAGAGAGGAAGGGUAGGGUGGCUGCUGAGUCAAUUAUUGAAGCUGAUGCAGCUGAUUUAAAAGCAAAAGAAAUAGCUAUGGCUUCUCUAAGAGAGGAUCUGGAGGGGAGAAUAAAGUUAGAACAAGACAAAAGCCAGAAACUGCAAAAAAAUGCACAGGAAGAGCAAGUUGCACUAUCAAAGGAGCUAAUAUCUGCCAAGGACGUGGCAAAAGGUUUACAAAAGCAGCUUGAGAUAGAGAGAAACAUGGUGCAGGAAAUGGAAGCACAGGUGGAAAUGUUCAAGUCAGAAAUUUUGAGAGUGCAAGAGGAUAAUGAGACAAAAAAAAGAGAUUUGGAGGUAAACAAGAGAAGAAUUAAUGAAUUGGAAGAGAAGGUGAAUUUGACAAAUAUAAAUGUUCAAGAAAAAGAAAAGGAAGUUGGCAACCUGAGAUUUUCUCUAAAGGAGAGAGAAAAAAAUAUUAUAGAAAUUUCUUUCCAGGCGGAACAGACAAGAAAAUUAUUCUCACAGGCAGAGGCUCAAAUCAAGGAACUCCAGCUGGAGCUUGACAACACAAAAAAUGAAUUCUGUCAGAAAGAUUUGUGCCUAAAGGAACUGGAUGAAAAACUUGAUUUGGCUGUUGCAGAAAAAGAAGAUUCUAUAGAGAAACUCAGCAUGCUGCACAAAGAACUCAAUCAAAUGAAACUUACAUUUGAUAAAGAUUUGGCUUCUUCUAGACAAGCCAUUUCUGCAAAACAAGAAGAGAUCAAUCAGCUGAAAGAAAAAUUGAGAACUGCAUAUGAUGAAACCAAGAGAAACAAAGAGAUCGCUUCUAGAUUACAGGAAAAGAAAUUUACUUUGGAAGCGUUGUUGGAAGAAAAAAACACAAAUUUGAAGAACACAAAUGAUGAGCUGCAGAGAUCUGUUGAAAGUUUAGAAGUUUCAAGAAGCCAAGUCGCCAAUUUGUCAAGUGACUUGGCAACUUCACAACAAGUAACAAAGAAUCUUGAGUCAGAAAUUACAAGGUUACAAAAUGACAGAGAUGCAAUGCGUACUGCUCUGGAGGAAAGGGUUCAUGAAGAAGAAGAAACCUCGAGAAAACUGUCCAGUGAAUUGGGUUCAGUUAAGAAAGCAUUGGAUACAUCAAGAAAUGAAAUAUUAUUUUUGAGUAAGAAAUUAAAAGAUAGCACAGUCUCUAAUGAGAAUUUGAAGGAAGAACUAUCCAAAAUUUGCAAGACAGCUGAAACUUCAUUUGCGGCUUUGAAUGAACAAAAAAAAAUGUCAGCAGCUUUAAGCAGCAAGUUAGAGGCAUCUGAAAGGAGUUUAUUAGAAGAGAAGGAAAAUAAUAGGAUGCUUCAAAGAGAUUUUGAGGAAGCCACAAAAUCGAUGGAGGAAAUGAGAACCUGUAUAAUGUCAUUGUCUGAAGAGUUAGAGAUUGCAAAAUCCAAAAUCAAUAAUCUUGAGGAAGAAAGAGAUUCAUUAUAUGAAUCUCUGGAGAAACAGAAUCAACUAACUAAAGAAGUUCAAGAAGGUGCAGAACAUGCAAACAAACUCCUAAUGAGGUUUGAGAAGGAAAAGGAUGCAUAUUUAAAGAGAACUAAGAAGCUUGAGGAAGAAAUAUCAUCUGCAAAAGGGGAAAUACUGAGACUAAGGAAACAAAUAAUCUGGACAAAAGCUCCAUCUAGAGAAGCUCAGCAACAAAAGAAAAAGGAGAUGAAGGGAAAGCGAUCCCAUGGUAAUGACAGGCAACCAACAGAUGUUUCUCUACAGAUAGAGGGCAUGCAAGCAGAGCUGUCCCAAAUUCAGAAGAAAUUAGGUGUUGGAGACCAGGACCAAGUGGCAGCAGCUGGAACAGCAAAUUUGUUAAAUGAGGGAGCAAAUCUAGAAGAGCCUUCUCAAGAUACGGUCACUGUAGCUCCUGUCUCAGCACAUGACACCAAUUAAUGAUUGUGAGUGCAUUAAAGGGUAAAAGGACUCAUGAUUUCAUUAACAUGAUAUUUAUUGUUUAUGAAAUGCUUUUUGCAUCGAAGAAAAGGCUAAUUUGUUUUUGCUACACUUAUGUGAAUAGAGAGAGAGAGAGGGUCUAUCCUCUGAUAGGAUAUUUCAUUCAAUAUAGUCACGAUAAAAGAACAGGUUAUCAAUCAUUUAUGUGCCCUUGUGUGUUGUGUGCAAAUAAACACAUUUGUAUUGUUUGCAAAAUAUAUGAUGCUCUCAGGAGCAUUCAAGAAUGAAAUAAUGAUCUGACACUGAAUCCAUAGUUUUGUUUA
Molecule: messenger RNA, 2996 nt
Organism: Cryptomeria japonica (Japanese cedar)
Lineage: Eukaryota; Viridiplantae; Streptophyta; Pinopsida; Cupressales; Cupressaceae
Product: MAR-binding filament-like protein 1-1
Exons: 6
Coding region: 280-2673 (797 amino acids)
Source: RefSeq, a predicted model, not a curated record